GGAGCAGAAGUAUUUUUCGCGUUGCCGCCGACGGUCCUACUGACACAGAAAAAUGCAAAAAAAGUAAGAGCGAGAAAGAGCUGGUGUAGGCGUGACAAAAGCGGUGCAAAAAGCAACGGUUCCGUGCAAGAAAACUUGAGUUAAUACAGUGAAGCUAACGUAAGAACGAACUUUGCGAGCAAAGCAGGCGAAUUUGGCGCUAUUCCAAUGAAUAGUCCUCGCUCGAACGGCGGCAGCGGUGGCGGCGCAAUCUCCGCUCUGCCCAGCACCCUGGCCCAACUGGCGCUGCGCGACAAGCAGCAGGCAGCGUCGGCAUCGGCGUCCGCGUCGGCGUCGGCGUCCUCUGCCACCAACGGCAGCGGCAGCGAGUCCUUGGUGGGCGGCGGCGGUGGCGGUCGUCCGCCCAAUCAGCCGCCCAGUGUGCCAGUGACCGCCGGCAAGCUGGACGGAGGCGCCUCCAACGGCGAUUCGAACAAACUCACCCACGAUCUGCAGGAGAAGGAGCACCAGCAGCUGCAGAAGCCACAGAAGCCUCCGCUGCCGGUGCGCCAGAAGCCCAUGGAGAUCGCCGGCUAUGUGGGAUUCGCCAAUCUGCCCAAUCAGGUCUACCGCAAGGCCGUCAAACGGGGCUUCGAGUUCACCCUGAUGGUGGUGGGCGCCAGUGGACUGGGCAAGUCGACGCUGAUCAACUCCAUGUUCCUGUCGGACAUCUACAACGCCGAACAGUAUCCGGGUCCCUCGCUGCGUAAGAAGAAAACCGUGGCCGUGGAGGCCACCAAGGUAAUGCUCAAAGAAAAUGGCGUGAAUCUCACGCUCACCGUGGUGGACACGCCCGGAUUCGGGGAUGCCGUGGACAACAGCAACUGCUGGGUGCCCAUCCUGGAGUACGUGGACAGCAAGUACGAGGAGUACCUGACAGCCGAAUCGCGGGUGUACCGCAAGACCAUCUCGGACAGCCGGGUGCACUGCUGCCUGUACUUCAUAGCGCCAUCGGGACACGGACUCCUGCCGCUGGACAUUGCCUGCAUGCAGAGCCUGUCGGACAAGGUGAAUCUGGUGCCGGUGAUCGCCAAGGCGGACACCAUGACCCCCGACGAGGUGCACCUGUUCAAGAAGCAGAUCCUCAAUGAGAUUGCCCAGCACAAGAUCAAGAUCUACGACUUCCCUGCCACGCUGGAGGAUGCGGCCGAGGAGGCCAAGACCACACAGAAUCUGCGCAGCCGAGUGCCAUUUGCGGUGGUGGGUGCCAACACCAUCAUCGAGCAGGACGGAAAGAAGGUUCGGGGCCGGCGUUAUCCCUGGGGCCUCGUCGAGGUGGAGAAUCUGACGCACUGCGACUUUAUUGCGCUGCGCAACAUGGUCAUACGCACGCACCUGCAGGACCUUAAGGACGUGACGAACAACGUCCACUACGAAAACUAUCGCUGCCGGAAGCUAUCCGAACUGGGACUGGUCGACGGAAAGGCCAGGCUGUCCAACAAGAACCCCCUCACCCAGAUGGAAGAGGAGAAGCGGGAGCACGAGCAGAAGAUGAAGAAGAUGGAGGCCGAGAUGGAGCAGGUGUUUGACAUGAAGGUCAAGGAGAAGAUGCAGAAGCUCAGGGACUCGGAGCUGGAGCUGGCACGGCGCCACGAGGAGCGCAAGAAGGCGCUGGAGCUGCAGAUCCGGGAGCUGGAGGAGAAGAGGCGCGAGUUCGAGCGCGAGAAGAAGGAGUGGGAGGAUGUCAACCACGUGACGCUCGAGGAGCUCAAGCGACGCAGCCUGGGGGCCAACAGCAGCACGGACAAUGUGGAUGGCAAGAAGGAGAAGAAAAAGAAGGGUCUGUUCUAAGUCAACCCGCUCAAAUAACCCCUCUAUCCCUGCCCCCCUUCCGAUAUACUUAAGCGCUAAUCUCGAGAACAAAACAAACGAAAGCAAACCCCUAGCGUAUCCUACAUAUAUACCUACCACAUAAAGUAAUUUGAAAAGUGCAUAAAUAUAUCUAUUGUUGGGCCACCAGCCGCCCCACAAGGCUUCUAUUCGCACAGCAAUCGUCCCGCGAUGGCGUUGCAUUUGUUUUCUACAUUACUAUACGAGUACAUAUAACACAUAGCAGUUGCAGUAUUUUACCAAUAUAUAUCCACACGCAUUACUUGACGAGACACAUUUGCUAGCCUAAUGAAUUGAUUGAACACGCAAACGAAUUAAACCGAAACAGUAACAAAACGGUAUUUACAAAAUACUUAAAUAUCUUAAAGCUUAAACAAAACAAAAAAAAAAAAGGAAAACCUAAGCAAAAAGAACGAGUACGGGGCGAAAUCGAUCCUAAAAUUAAUUAUAACGAACCCAUGUAUAACGUAUGCUAUUGAUAUUGUAAUUGUAUUUUACCUAUUAUGCAUAAAGUCAUAAAACACCCAAACAACACACACCAGCAAAAGCAAAAAGCGGCAACAGCAGCAGAAACCAACAAGAAACAAAAUAUACUCUUGCAUUUUAUAAAAUAAAGUCUUCUCUUUAGUUUAACUACAUAAAAAACCGAAAAGAA
Drosophila elegans is the source of this 2524-nucleotide messenger RNA. RefSeq names its product protein peanut (gene pnut). Lineage: Eukaryota; Metazoa; Arthropoda; Insecta; Diptera; Drosophilidae. Gene Ontology annotation, biological process: cytoskeleton-dependent cytokinesis; cilium assembly. The record is from RefSeq and is a predicted model, not a curated record. Gene Ontology annotation, cellular component: septin ring; septin complex; microtubule cytoskeleton. Gene Ontology annotation, molecular function: GTPase activity; GTP binding; molecular adaptor activity.